GCAGAGAAGUUGGAGGAGAGAGUGAGAGACAGAGACGGAGAGACGGGGAGCUGGGGAUUGAGUGUUAUAGGCGCUGUUGUCACAUAUUUAAUCACUGACUUUACUGCUCAUCUUUGGAUCGCUAGAUCACACCCAGGCCACUCUCCCUCAUCUCUUUCUCUCGUUUUUUUUCUUCUUUGCACAUUUUGCUGACGCGCAGCCACAGGUUGGCCGAUUUUAUUCAGUGGAUUAUUAGUCCUCCUCGUCGUCUUCUCCCUGAACCUGACGGGGACGUGCACCGUCGAUAAGUCAGCGAUGAUCGCUUGUGGGGAAACAAUCUGAACAUUCAAAGUAAGGAGGAGGUGGAGGAGGAGGAGGAGGAGGAAGAGGAAGAGGGGGGAGACAUCCAUUCAUUCUGCGAGGAGGCGACGCGCAAAUUGUGUCUUUUUUCUUUUGGUGAAGCGAAGACCUGUGGAGGAGCUGAAAGGAGACGAAGCGGUGUGUGUGUGUGUGUGUGUGUGAAAGAUCAGGGGAUGGCCGUGACAACAUGAGAAAGAAAAAGUGUGGAGGUCCUGUUUUUCAACCAGCCGCUGACUGAACGCACCUAACCUGGGGGCAAGGACCGUGGGAGAAGAGGUCGGAGGUAGGUGAGACAGGUGCUUGGCCACAGCUCUGACUAUGGAGCCUCCCCCUUCUCUGAGCUUGGCUCUGCUAGGGGGAAGCGAGGAUGAGGACCAGCGCUUCCUUCUCCCCCUAGGCAGCAUAUCCCAUCCCUCCACGGCUGGCAACCAGCCAGGAUCGAACCACUCCAACCACACAGGAGCUUCGAGUAUUGACCGUCUGAAUGGCAGCACUCCAUCGCCGUCCUCCACCACACCCAACUUGCCCCCGGCAUCCCUCCCCAAGUUGCCGUUGUCCUCCUCCGGAGCCCAGCCUCUGCCCCCGCCCAUCCCCAAUGCGCUGCAUCCCACCAGUACCCCGCUGUCCUCCUGCCUGGGUUCCCAGCACAGCCUGAGUGGGGACAACUCCCCAGUCUACAACGCCCUCUUUUACUCCUCCCACUCCCCCUCCAUGGAGCGGGACAGGGACAGAGACCGUGACAGGGAGAGAGACCGGGGCAGCAAACACAGACAGGCCAGCCCUCUUGUCCACCGCCGGGACAGCAACCCCUUCACGGAGAUCGCCAUGAGUUCCUGUAAGUACACAGGCGGCGUCAUGAAGCCCCUGAGCCGCCUCAGCGCCUCCAGGAGAAACCUCAUAGAGUCGGACAGCAGCAGCGAAACCAAAGAGGGCGGCGUUUCAGCUGUUGCCGGGGCGACAGCUGCUGGCGGACAUGACAGACAGCGGGACGUCCCUCCCGCUUACUCGGAGACCCAGUCGUCAACUCACCAACCCCCCAUCCAGAGCCCCCCAGAGAUUGUGAUCUCUUCCAAAGAGGACUCGCCGUACCUGAGACGAGGGUACGACAUCACGGACUCCACGUCCAACCAAAUGUCCAUCUACCACCAGAACCACGCGCUGGUGGAGAGCCGGCGGGGGCAGUCGGAGCGGAGCAGCAGGCAGGGAGGGGUUGGGUCAACGGGUACCGGGGCCAGAGGCAGCACGUCCAAGGCCCCUAAACGGAAGAACCAAAACAUUGGCUAUAAGCUGGGGCACCGCAGGGCACUGUUCGAGAAGAGGAAGAGGCUGAGCGACUACGCCCUCAUCUUCGGGAUGUUUGGCAUCGUGGUCAUGGUGAUUGAGACGGAGCUGUCGUGGGGAGUGUACACCAAGAGUUCCAUGUAUUCUCUGGCCCUGAAGUGUCUGAUCAGCCUGUCCACAGUCAUCCUGCUGGGCCUCAUCAUAGCCUACCAUGCACGUGAGGUUCAGCUGUUCGUCAUAGACAAUGGAGCGGACGACUGGCGCAUCGCCAUGACCAUGGAGAGGGUUCUGCUAAUCGCCCUGGAGCUGCUGGUGUCUGCUGUGCAUCCAGUGCCUGGGGACUUUAAAUUCCAGUGGCGGGCGCGACUGGCCUUCUCGUAUGUGCCUUCGCAAGCCGAGGCUGACCUGGACAUGGUACUGAGCGUGCCCAUGUUCCUGCGCCUCUACCUCAUCGCCAGAGUCAUGCUUCUGCACAGCAAACUCUUCACUGACGCCUCCUCCAGGAGUAUAGGCGCCCUCAAUAAGGUCCAUUUUAACACGAGGUUUGUAAUGAAAACCCUCAUGACCAUCUGCCCUGGGACGGUGCUGCUGGUCUUCAGCAUCUCCCUGUGGAUCAUCGCUGCCUGGACUGUACGAGUGUGUGAGAGGUACCAUGACGCCCAGGAUGUGACCAGUAACUUCCUGGGAGCGAUGUGGCUUAUCUCUAUCACUUUCCUUUCCAUCGGCUAUGGAGACAUGGUUCCUCACACCUACUGUGGCAAAGGAGUCUGUCUGCUCACAGGCAUCAUGGGUGCAGGAUGCACAGCUCUGGUGGUUGCUGUGGUAGCCAGGAAGCUGGAGCUGACCAAAGCUGAGAAACACGUGCACAACUUCAUGAUGGACACGCAGCUCACCAAGAGGAUCUUUAGACACAUGCGUCAGGAGGGAUGGUGACAUCCGAGCAUCUUUUUCGGCGCGUUGCUGUCUGCGAAGGAAAGAUCUAAUAACCUUAUCAGUUCAGUGCACAGUGUUAAUUUGCAUUUGGCACUCGGUGAAGCAAAGGCUGUCCCUUUUGAUAGGAUUAAAACAAUGUUAAUUAAACAACAGUUAAUGCAGCCCUGCUGUCUGUGAGGUGUGAAGUGCCCAUGUUUGAUGUCAAGAGGUGAGUUUUUUUUUGUUUUUUUUUUAUGUGGCACAUUAAAGGUGCAUAUAAAUGUAUGGUUCUUGGCCUGAGGCAGUUUUCUUUCUUCAGAUUUAAAGUUGUUUCUUAGAGUAGUGCCCUAAGUAUAUAAAUCUGAGCGUUAACAAAGCUGCAGAGUAAGAGAAGUGGCCUCCUCUUUUUUUUCUUUUUGACAACACCAAAGUGUUUUUAAAUCAAACCGACUGACUACUUACAGUCUCAGUCAAAAGUGAAUGCUUAACCAUCGUGACUUAAAAGUCAUAUUAAUUUGGGGCUUUAAAUGAUUCUUAUAAACUAUAUUUAUUUCCAGUAUGGAGUGUUUGCACAGCAUACAGCAGAUUUAACAAACCAAAAGAAAAAAGAAAAAAAAAACAAGAACUAGGAGCACAGGUUUGAAUAUUUCUCCAAUCCACACAACCUUGACUUUAACAUCCAGAUGAAACUAUUAGCACACACCCCAAUCUCAUGUUGGGUUAAGUGUCUCUUAGAAAGUUGCACCUCCACCACAGGCUUUCUGCAGACGUCAAUGAGCUUAAUUCCGGCCGGACAUUUGACCGUUGUUUAUGACAGCAAUUAUAGAGCCAUUUUAAACAGGCUUUCAUGCCGAGUCUACACAUUUUUCACUGCAGUUGAGGUCAGAACUUCAAAUAAGA
Molecule: messenger RNA, 3432 nt
Organism: Fundulus heteroclitus (mummichog)
Lineage: Eukaryota; Metazoa; Chordata; Actinopteri; Cyprinodontiformes; Fundulidae
Gene: kcnn3
Product: potassium intermediate/small conductance calcium-activated channel, subfamily N, member 3
Exons: 8
Coding region: 658-2553 (631 amino acids)
Biological process (GO): potassium ion transmembrane transport
Cellular component (GO): neuron projection; plasma membrane; neuronal cell body
Molecular function (GO): small conductance calcium-activated potassium channel activity; calmodulin binding
Source: RefSeq, a predicted model, not a curated record